This is a messenger RNA of Cladocopium goreaui, 1816 nucleotides long. NCBI's taxonomy places the organism in Eukaryota, Dinophyceae, Suessiales, Symbiodiniaceae. The record is from the annotation of a GenBank genome assembly.
GAUUCAAGAACGAAAGGGUCAGAGUGCCUCCGCCAGACCUCCAGCAACUCCCCAACAAGCAGGAGUUCGGGCUUUGCCUUUUGCCGCUGACAACGUGGAGACCCAGCCAAUGGAUGUCGCCGACAUCCCAACGCCCAGUGAGCCAGCUGCCCCUGCCCCAUCCCCUGAAACGACAGCAAAUGAAAAACGCGCAAAGUUCCAGGGAAAGGCAGAUCAAACUGGAAGUGAGACACAAGUCCUAGGAGAGGAUCCACCUGCAAGAGUUGAGAAGACACCUAAAGAGGAUGAUUCCACUGCUUUGCCAGGAAAAGCACCGGCGCCCAAGGAGAAGACCCUUGAUCAGGAGGAGAACUUCACGGAAUCAGGAUCUGGCGAUGACGCCUACCUUGAACGUCAGUCCCAGCUGAACAUGAAGAAGCAGAAAGGAAAACAGGCGGAGGAUGAUGGACCAGGAUGGACUGAGGAGAUGUGGGAAGAGUAUGCCAAGUGGCAAUGGGGUGGUGACUGGAAGCAGUGGGAGGAUGAGACAACAUGGGAUUGCUGGGAUCCCCAACGGUCAUUUGACAGAUAUGCCUGUUUGGAGUCGCAGUGCGCCUUGAGCCAGUUGGACAGCACCAGCAAAAAGGAAAGCGGCAAGAAACCUACCAAGAAUCCCGAGAAAAAGAAGGCAAAGCAGCAGGAGGAUGAGAAGGAUCACAUGGCCAGCAGCAGCAAACACAGCAAAGACAAGAAGUCUGAGAGCACAGCAGACCAGGAGGAAACAACAGUGAAGAAACGAAAACUUGAGGUAGACACCGUGCCCGCCCAGUCGUUUGAAGUGCCACGGAAGGUAAGGGAUCAGGCAAACCUGAUUGCAUGUUUUGCAAAGGAAGCAUGUGAGCUGGGUAUCAAAAACCCCACAAACUUGACACAAGAGAACAAAGCAGCAUUGAAAAAGAAGCUCCCCACAGAUUUGGAAGAGACCCGAUACAAUUCCUACUACAAACGCCCCGGUUUUGGUCUUCACAUCAAGGCAAUCAAAAAAGACUUUGGGUACUUUUCUGUGGAGGGUACCAAGGGGAAUUUCUUGGUUCGACUUGCGAUCCACAUCGAGGAGGUUUCCAAGAAACCCAGGGACAGUGAUGCUUCUAUCCUUGAUGACGAUGAGGCAUUUAUCAUGGCUAAAGGCCCAGUAGCAGGAGAUCCAGAUCUUUCCCAUGUUGGCCAAGGCCACGUGAUUCAGCUAAGCCAAAUCGAUGGCGCAUGGAGGUGCCCGGAACCUGUGGCAGACACGGUCAUCAUUGAAGAAGACCAAGGGUGCACCCUAGCCUGUUUAGUUGAUGAGCUGCCCAAAACUUUGGAGUUCGUUGCAUCAAUCCUUUUGCUCUACUGGAGCUACGCCAUAGUUGAGGAAUGGGAUCAGCUGGAAUUCUUUGCGGGCUUUGGAAACUUGACAAAGCAGGCCCGCAGUUGUGGUUACCGUGCGGCCCGGUUUGAUCUGGUAGACAAUGAGCAGCCGAAGAACCGAAAAAGUUGUGAAGGUGAAGUGGUGGAUGCAGCACUACUCAAGUCCUACUGCAAAGCGAUUUAUCCGAUGCCCUUUGCCCGAGCCCUGGUUGACCUGAUAGAGGAUAUGAAGAGGACUGCAAAAGGUAUGCCUGAGCUGCCGGCAGAAGUUCCAACAGCUUUGGAAAGCUUCCAGAGCUGGCCGGGUGUGGAUCAAGUGGGUGAGUGGCAUUUUGCCGAGUUUCAUCACAUGUUCAACUAUUUGCGGGGGAACCGCAAGUUGAGCAUUCCUUGCGAAUGGCGUGGGGUGAUCCCUGAUCGUCUCGAAUAG